This is a messenger RNA of Phlebotomus papatasi, 716 nucleotides long. RefSeq names its product protein-lysine N-methyltransferase CG9154. NCBI's taxonomy places the organism in Eukaryota, Metazoa, Arthropoda, Insecta, Diptera, Psychodidae. The coding region runs from base 59 to 697 and encodes 212 amino acids. Gene Ontology annotation, molecular function: nucleic acid binding; protein-lysine N-methyltransferase activity. Gene Ontology annotation, biological process: methylation. The transcript has 3 exons. The record is from RefSeq and is a predicted model, not a curated record.
UUUUCCCCGUUUUCCCAUAUGCAUUUUUUGGUUAUGUUUUCUUCACAACAAAUAAAUAAUGAACGAUGAUAAAAAUCUUGAAAUUCCAAGUGAUGAUGAGGAAAUAUGCCUACCAAGCGACACUUUGAAAAUUCUUCAAGAAUUUCUAGCUGAGAAAUCUUCCCUAGAACAAUCACAAGAGGAGAACUGGCAAUUGAGUCAAUUUUGGUAUGAUGAGGAGACAAUUUCUAUUUUGGCCAAUGCCUGCAAAGAGAUUUCUUCAGGGAAAGAUUUUAGAAUUGGAUUAUUUUCCUGUCCAUCGCUAUAUGGAGAAAUAUCUCGUGCUUUACCAAAUGUCUAUCUCUUUGAAUACGAUGAGAGAUUCCUUCGUCAGAGCAAAAAUUGCAUUUUUUACGAUUACACAAAGGGUACAGCCAAUGAAACUUUGAAAGAUUUCCUGAAUUUCUUUGAUCUGGUAAUAGCUGAUCCACCUUUUCUAUCAGAAGAAUGCAUCUCCAAGACAGCUGACAUCCUGCAAAGUGCUCUUAAACAGGGAGGAAAGAUUGUCCUUUGCUCUGGAAGGGUUGUAAGUCAAUGGGCAGAGAAAUUUCUGCAAGUGACACCUUGCAAUUUUCAACCGAAGCACAAAAGAAACUUGGGUAAUGAAUUUGCGUCAUUUGCCAAUUUUAAUUUUGAUCAUUUCAUCCGGAAGCAAUAAAAACUACUUAGCAGCAGUA